Messenger RNA from Paramacrobiotus metropolitanus, 6086 nucleotides. Its product is annotated as intraflagellar transport protein 172 homolog. The coding region runs from base 689 to 5758 and encodes 1689 amino acids. Gene Ontology annotation, cellular component: intraciliary transport particle B; ciliary basal body; axoneme. Lineage: Eukaryota; Metazoa; Tardigrada; Eutardigrada; Parachela; Macrobiotidae. Gene Ontology annotation, molecular function: protein binding. Gene Ontology annotation, biological process: intraciliary transport. The transcript is spliced from 25 exons. The record is from RefSeq and is a predicted model, not a curated record.
UCGACGCAUGUAAACACCAACUGCAAGUCAAUAUUGUACAGCUGUAUUGGCGUCCUGUAUGAGGACCUCUCAAUCACUUUUUCUUAAUUUGAAAGACCUUGUUCUGUUACUUUUCGUGAUGGUCUUGUUGGUGACAAGUUUCCGAAACUACAAUAAAAACUUCUGUUGAAACAUCCUAAAUGCUAUUGCAGCGGUUGGAGUAUGCGUGUAUAUGGUUUGGUUGCUUAUCGUAUACAUGUAAUUAUUAUACCACAACGUCUUUAUUUUUGUCCUUGAGGUUGUUUACGAAAUGACAACUGUCUCUUGGCUCCACUUAAUUUGCCGGAACCUUUUGUGAGAAACACCAGCGCUUUGAAGAGUUGCCACACUGAAUGCCCAUGAACUGCCAAAAAAAUUGCGUCUGCCAAGCUUCUUAUCACAGAGAUGCAAUAGAUAUUUAUUACACCGUUUCCCACCAUGAAGAUACAAUUCCAAAAAACCUUAGGAACACGCAAGAUCAACAAACAGUUUUUAGGGAGAAAUUUUUCCCAUCCAAGCCGUGGCAUGGGCUCCUAACAACAAGCGCUUAGCAUUCUGUGAUGAUGACCGAUCUGUAUGGGUAUACGGUGACGAUGGGGAAUAUCAUUUUCAUUUUCCCACCAAACCCGUCGAAAAAGAGUUUGGCAAGAACAGUUUUAUCGUAACAUGUAUGGAUUUCGCUCCCGACUCGUUGCGACUUGCUGUUGGGCAAAGCGACGAAGUGGUUUACGUUUACCGACUGCCCAAAGAACGAGACAAAAGUGAGCUCGCGGUCGUCGGGAAAUACGCACAAUUCAGUCCGGUAACGUGCUUGCUGUGGACCAGCCGCGGAACGCUUGUGUAUGGUCUUCAGGAUGGAAAGAUUAGAUGUGCUUCCGGGAGCAAAAACUCGGAUACCUUGCACCAAACCGACGUUACUGUUGUGCAAGUGUUAGCAAACCAAGCUGGAACCGUGCUGGUCUCCGCACAUAACGAUGGCUCCAUUUUCACGUACGUCCUCGAUAACGAGACCUUUCAACACGCCAAGAAAAUCCUCACAUCGCCGCGACCCACUUCCUGUGUGACGUUUGCCGGGGAUUCCUUGUUGAUCGCCACAUCCGACAGUGUGGUCACCGUGUAUGAUCUGACUGGCAAGAGGCUGCAGGAGAUCGCGGCCCCCACUCAAGGGAGAUCAUGGCAGCCGAUGACGGCGGCUGCCGCCCCCAACGGACAGUACGCCGUGUUUGCCGCGUUUGACCGAUUGCGACUGUUCAGCUUUGUCUCGCGGAAAGGCACCUGGGUAGAAAAUGAUCCGGUUGUCGUGGAGAACUUGUACCUGGUGCCGGCUUUAAGCUGGAAGAAAGACGGAACGAAAUUGCUAGCAUCGUCCUUGUUCGGUGUUGUGGACAUGUUCGAUUGCGCAUUACGGAAACGGUUAACUCAGGACAAAUACGAAAUUACACACAUUGCCGGAGAUCAAGUUUUGAUUCGUGAUAUCGCGUCGGAUAAACGGUUCUCUCUGCGCAGCGAAUCCGGCGCGGGUAUCAACAAAGUGGCGGUGCUGAAAGACUUCCCUUUGGCCGUUGCCAGUACUUCGACGCAUUUGAUCCUGAUGAGCAUGGAGGAUGGUGCAACAAGCGAGGUGUCGUGGAACUGGAAAUCCUCACCGGAUAUGAAACCCAGCUUCCAUUUGGACGGUCACGGCUGUGUAGUGUAUUACGACAACAAGCUGUCCGUCAUCGAGCUGUGGCGCAACGAAGUCCUCGUCACCGUGGCCACUCCCAACUUCUACAGCCGCUUUUUCAGUCUGCAGAUGAACAGCAAUCCCAAGGUGUUCGUCUGUCUGCCCAAUCGGAAAACCCUUCGUGUGACCGAUCUAAACCGGCAGCAAACCGUCGCCACCAUGAAGCACGAUAUCGACCUGGAUUGGGUCACGUUGAACAAUGCCGGCACAGUGGUGGUGGCCCGGGAUGUGCGGUACGCGGUGAUGCUGUUCUUUGUGGGGAGCAAGGACAAAAUGGUGAUGUGCCAGCGCUCGACAUUUGUGGAACUGGUGCAGGGAACUGACACGUUGGUGGUGCAGGAAGAUAAAAUGAUGAGAGUGUGGUCGAAUAUUUCCGAUGGGAAAGAUGGCAAAGAUGCCAUGGCUGAGCAAAAAAAGCCAAUCGAGGGGAAAAUCUCCGAAAUUGUGCAGCGAAGCGGUCAGAUUAUUGUGCAAGUGCAAAACGGGGAUGAGAUUGUCACCCAUGUCCUGGAAGACGAUAGCGGUCAGUUCGACAAUGCUCUCAAGAGACUGGAUUUGGACCGGGCUUUCGCUUAUUGGACCGCCACACCGGAAUCGCCCGUGAAGGAAUCCAAUUUUCAAACUCUGAUUAUCAAGUGUCUGGAUAACCGGAACUUUCAACUGGCCGAACGAGUGUUUGCCUCGCGAAAAGAUCCCCGUGAGAAAGAUAUUAAGGAUCUAGUGGCACGGACCCAAAGCCUGCAGAAGGAGCAUAAUCGACCGUUGGAGGAAAUUUUGGGCCAUUAUACGGUGAAAGCGAACAUUGAGCGACUGAAAGGCGAUUUUUCCGCUGCCGAGAAGAUCUUACUAGCCCAGCGAGAUCACAAGCGCGCCAUCGUCAUGCAAAGCAACGCCGAGAACUACGUGCGGGCUUUACAGGUGGCGCAGGAGUACGAACCAGCUCUCGUUCCGGACCUGGUGACAAAGUACCAAUCCCAACUGACCAAGGAAAAUAAGAUAGGACCACUAGGACUGAUCCUGGCGUACACCGGACAUCUGGGCGAAGCGGCCAAUUUGUAUCUGGCUCCGCCUUUUAAACCGCUGGAAGCCUAUCGUUUGGUGGUUGCCUAUCCGGAGACUGUCAAAACUGCGGAGGGCAAGGUGCUACUGGAUCAGUUAGUGCCGGUGUUGCGAAAAAGCGGUCUGUGGGAGAUGGUGGGAAGGGUGUCUGAACUGCGAGGUGAAGUGGACGCAGCACUGGAGGCGUACCGUAAAGGUCACAUUUAUGAACAUGCCAUUGAAUAUGCGCGACAACACCGACCGGAAGACGUAGUACCACUGGAGACCGAAUGUGCGCGGUACUUGGUCGGUAUUCGGAAGUGGCAGGAUGCCAUAUCGCACUUCAUUGAAGCGAACAUGAAUGUCGAAGCGCUGGAAGCGGCCAUUCACUGCUUGGAUUUUAAAAAAGCCGCGGAAAUUCUGUCGGUCGUGGAGGAUAAUGCGAUUGUUAAAGAAUACGGCCAGCGGUUAGCGGUCCACUUCCAAGACAGGGAUGAAUUACAAGAAGCUGUGGAGAUGUACCGCAAAAUCGGUAAGCCUAAGGAGGCCAUUAAAAUGUAUUUAUCUCGCGGGAAAAUCGACGAAGCUUUCGCUUACGCGGAGAGAUCUAUGAAAACGAACGAUGCACUAGAGAUAUUUCGCAAUGAGGCCCAAACCAUGGUUACUGCUAAGCGGUACUCGGAAGCCGAAAGAUUAUUUCUUCUUCUGCGUGAUCCCGACGCUGCUGUGGACAUGUACAUGCGUGCGGAACAAUUUCAGCGCGCCAUCGCUUUAGUGAAAGCUCAUAAACCGCACCUUCUUGAUGAUAUCCACACACAAAUCGGAGAAAUUUGCCGAAAAAAUGGCAACCUUCGCCAAGCGGAAUUGUACUAUUCUAAAGCUCAGCGCUACAAGGAGCUGGUACAGAUGUACGUCGAAGAUGAGAAAUGGCCGGACGCGUUCCGCUCGGCACAGGAACAUAUGAAAGAAAUGGCCGAUGAUAUUCUGUAUUUGUGGAUCGGCCGGUUGGGUGUCCAGGAUGGGAUCGCGAUUUUACGUAAUCUGGGCGUGGCCAAAGAGUUUAUCCGUAUGGCGAUGCGAUCGGGGGAAUUCGAUAAUGCAUCCCAAGUCGCCAACGAAAUCGCUCCGGAUUUACUUCCCGAAAUCUCCAUCCAACGAGCCAAUAUGUUAGCGGAAAGCGGUCAGCAUGAGGAGGCGGAACGAGAAUAUCUGGCGGCGGAUAAUCCAAAUCAGGCGAUCCAGAUGUACAUCGAUGCCAACAAGUGGUCGGAAGCCAUCCGUUUAACGACGACGUACUUCCCGGAUGAACUGCCACAGGUGCUCAUGUCGCACGCGGUGCUGCUGUCCGACAGUGGGCAGUACCAUGAAGCGGAGCACGAAUUCCUGAAUCUCAACCGACCCGAUCAUGUCAUCAAUAUGUACAAAAGUCAAAACAUGUGGGAGGAUGCUAUUCGCGUUGCACGACAGUAUCGUCCGGCGGAAGCGCAAGCUCUCGAGAUGCAGUCAAAUAAAGCAGCCAUCACACGGCCGCGAACCGGUCGACCGGGUGACCAACUAAUUCAGCAAGCACGCGGCAAGGAAGACAGUUCGGAUUACACGGCUGCUGUCAAACUGUAUUUGCGCUAUUUACAAGAAACGCCCUCAGCCGAUCCGAAUCAACUUGUCCGCGUGUGCGCUCGUGUCCGCGAGCUGGCAACUUCCUUUCUGGGCGAAUUGGAAGCCAGGAAUGCGUUAGAAAUCGUCGCCAAUAAGCUGCUUUCCCUGAAUCGUUCUAACAUAGCUGCUGGGAUAUUUUCCGAGAUUGGUGACACGGAGAAAGCGCUGGAUGUGUAUAUGGAAGCCAAUAUAUGGGAAGAAGCGCGCGCGUUAGUUCUCCGCUUACAGAAUCCGCAGUUGACGAAACGCUUGGAUGCGCGGUAUAAAGACGCGCUGCGCACUCAAGGAAAAGUCGAUCAGCUAGCUUCGAUGGAUGCCGCAUCGGCUGUGGAGAUCUACGCUCGCAACGGUGAAUGGGAAAAAUGUUUAAAAGUUUGCAUGGAAAUUCGUGAUCUAAAGCUUCUGGCCAAGUAUCUGCAACAGUAUGCUUCGGUGUUAUUAAAAAACGGUGAAGACGUGAAGGCACUGGAAUUGCUGACCAAUUAUGGUGCACCGGUUACUGAUGCUGGUUUAAUCGGCAUUUAUCGGCAACUUUUCUAUACAUUUCUGCCGCAGACAUUUAAAGACAUCGGUGAAGGCUUUAGAAUUUGGUCCAGCAUGCGUGACCUGAUUUUUAAUAUGGGCGAAAACGUGCUGCGCAGUAAUACUGAAAUUUCUGUCGGAGUGACAGCUGAAUUUGAAAAGUACCUGCAGAUCUCGCUGUAUUACGCCAGCCAUUAUUCCAUGAUUUCCGAAGAAAGUACCAAAGAAAUGGCGUAUAUGAUUCUGCUGAGUCUUCUGCGCUAUUCCGAUGUAAUUAAUCCAGACAAAGCGUUCUAUGAUGCCGGUCGAGCAGCCAAAGAGCUGAAAUUCAGCGGGACAGCGGAUGUCCUGCUGAAUUUUUACCUGGAUUGGCGGGAGUGCAUCAUCCAUCAGAAUAUCGGUUUGGUUGACUAUGCACAGUUUGCCGGUUCGGAUAUUCCGGUGAAUGUGAAAAUACCCAGCGAUCAUUCUGUAACGAAUGAAGCUUACGAAGAGGUUAAAACGUGGAUUAUGAAAGCGGCUCUGGAUCGUAAUUUGAAGUUUGAGUUAAAGAAGGAUGAACGAGGAGUUUUUGAGAUUUCCUUAUCCGGUGGCCGUUAUCCACCAUGUGUUCUGACCGGCUAUCCUGUACUGAGCAAUGGUGUGAAACUUGGUACCACCGGUCGAUACGCACGAAAAGCGGAUCUUAACCGAUUUCUACAAGCUAUUCGAAGCACUCGCAGUGAGAAGCUGGAAGAUCUCCGACGAUUCCUGGUGAAAUGGUGCGGAGCGGCGACGGAACUCAACUACGCAUUCGUUUGAACGCAAGGAUUGGUUUCUUCGGUUAUGCGGUCGAUCAGACAAAAAACUAAAUGUUUUGUUAUUGAUAUUAGCCAUAUUACUCGUGUUGCGUGUUCACUUGCCAUCCAGAUCAAUGAAUUUAUUUAUAAACUGUUAGAUCCUACGGACCGCAACCAUUACUAUACACGUGGACACUCAAACAGCGUUCUCCGUUAACGCUGCUGUCGACGACGUGGUAGCCAGUGGAGGAGCGAUAACAAAACUUCCCUGUUGUGGGAGCUGACCUAACGGUUUUCGCUCUAACUCGUGCCACCAGUCGUCCGGCAUGGUGUUUAGUAGGUCGCGCGUC